AUGCAGCGUGACUAUAAACAGUAGUAAACAGCAGUGAACAAUAAUAUAAAUAGAAGAAAACAGUAGUCAUGCACAGUAAAAGUAAAACAGUGAGCGCUACACAGCUGCACAGUAGCCGAAUCCGCCAUAAACCACUUAAUGUCGUGGACAUUACAUCAGCCACACUUUACUCGAAUACCUUAUAUAUAGUACACCCGAGGCCCUUCAUUUCUUGUAUACCCUCAAUUCUCUGCAAACUACUUCUUUGCUUAAUCUGCUUAUAUAGCCAUGAAGAGAACUAGAGAAGAGGUUCUUGGUGUAAACAUGGAAAAAGUUCUUAUGCUAUUAUCGUGUAGGUUUGAGACCAAGUUCAAAAGACGCUCAUCAUCUUUCCCGAUCGACGUGUUCGAGUGCAAAACCUGCAACCGCCGAUUCUCCUCGUUCCAAGCUCUUGGUGGCCACAGAGCGAGUCACAAGAAGGAGAGAACGAUACCGGGUAGCGAUGAGGACCUGAAAAGUGAAACCAAGGCACUGAUUAGCAAGACGAAGACACACGAGUGCUCAGCGUGUGGGCUGGAUUUUAGUUCGGGACAAGCUUUGGGGGGUCAUAUGAGAAAGCACAGGAUGAUGAACGCCGGAUUUCCUUCUUCUGCUCCGACGGCUGUUCUUUCGAAGAUGCCGGUGCUGAUGAGGUCGAAUAGCAAGAGGGUGAUGUGUUUGAACAUGGACUUGAACCUGACACCUCUGGAGAAUGACUUGAAGUUGCUGUUCGGGAAUAUGGCACAAAAAAUUGAUACUUUGCUUUCUUAG
This is a messenger RNA of Argentina anserina (silverweed cinquefoil), 789 nucleotides long. RefSeq names its product zinc finger protein ZAT11-like. The transcript has a single exon. The record is from RefSeq and is a predicted model, not a curated record. Bases 268 to 789 code for a protein of 173 amino acids. NCBI's taxonomy places the organism in Eukaryota, Viridiplantae, Streptophyta, Magnoliopsida, Rosales, Rosaceae. Gene Ontology annotation, biological process: response to chitin; response to stress.